CAACGGGCAUCUCCGCUUUUCCGCGCCUCCCGGAGCCGGCACGUGCUCUCGGGCCGAGGGCUCCUGAAAAAAAACAAAAGAAAACACUGGCGGCGCUCGCGCCGAGGCCCCCCCCCCGCCGGAGGGAGCAGCUCGCCCGGGGCGACACCGCCCGCCUGCCCGCCCGAGGGGGGCCCUCCUCCACGGCGCGCGCGCCGAGGGCAGCGAGGGGCGACGAUGGCCCAGACCUUCCUCCAGGGCUAGAGAGUACAGUCGAGGCGUUGACCUAAGGGCCCCGACUGUAGCGCCAGGACCCCGACGUCUCCAAUGCCACGUCGAGGCCCUGAGCAGCCCAGGUGGCUCUGGGAGUCUGGAGGGCCAUGUGCCAGCGCUCCGGCUCCGCGGGGGGGAACUACGUCGACCCGGCGCCGAGGGGGCACGCUGGAGCCGGGGAGCCCGUAGGACUCCAGGGGCCCCAGGACACACGAAGAACUACACACAGAUAAA
This is a messenger RNA of Prorocentrum cordatum, 486 nucleotides long. The record is from the annotation of a GenBank genome assembly. NCBI's taxonomy places the organism in Eukaryota, Dinophyceae, Prorocentrales, Prorocentraceae.